Porites lobata is the source of this 7404-nucleotide messenger RNA. The record is from the annotation of a GenBank genome assembly. Lineage: Eukaryota; Metazoa; Cnidaria; Anthozoa; Scleractinia; Poritidae.
AUGCUUUGGUUGCUAUGGUUACAGGUCUUGUCUGAAACUCAGUUUGAGCGAGUUGGUGGUACAAGCAUGGGAGGAGGAACGUUCUGGGGCCUGGGCUCUCUGCUCACCAAAGCCAAGGUACUUUUCUUGCGGGACAAUUAAGCAAUUCCUUAUCUCAUACACAUCCGUUUCUUGUGCCGUCACAUAACGCUUCUCCUGUGGGGAAGAACGUUGCGUGACAACACAAACAACGGCUGCGUACUAGGCAAUAGGUACCUUAAGAUCUGACGAUGCGACGGAAACGAAAACGUCAAAAAAAACAAUAACAACUUCAGGAGAGUUUGACAAAGUAAGUGGGUAAGAAUAAUCGCGAUAAAAAUUGAAAGAACGCAAAUUCACUUUUUUAAGCGACAUUUUCGCUGCCAUCGCGUCCUUUGAUAUUAAAGUCCCCAAUGCCAAGCGGGCAUUACGCUCGCUCUUGUAUAGUAGUUAACGAGAACACAGGCCUCGCUGCAUCUUCCCGCUUCCGAAGCUUACCAUAUGGUAAUAAAUGUUAUUUAAUUUGCAGGGUUUUGAUGAUUUACUAGAGCUGGCGACAAAGGGGCGCCACCAGAACGUGGACAUGCUGGUAUGACAGAUUGGUUUUCUCAGACUUUGAAGAUUUUUUUAGAUAUUUUUCAAGACUAAUAUAUUUUUUUUACAUCGCUACAAGUCGUUUCGCUGCAACCAAGUUUGUGUAUUAAACAGUUUAAAACAAUUUAGAAUGAACUACAAACGGGUUAAGUUAGCGAAACGACUUUACAACUUUGCAGCGAAUCGACGUCAUUAUGCAGCGAAACGACCAUACUCCGAUGGUAUGGCGGGCUACGGGCUCUCUCCACUUCGUAACUUCGUGCUCUCAUAUCGAAUAAAAAAUUCCUAGGCGUUACUAAAUCUUACUACGAACAUUCUCAAAUAUCUUGUAUCCAAUUUUCAUUGAAUGAAGGCUAAAGGAAGGGACAAUUUGCAACUGAUUUUAGCUAUGGAGGAAAUAGAAGAUAAACAGAAGCUGAUAAAGAUAAAAUUCAAAGCGAGGUGGUAACUCAGUGCGACGUAACGCCUUCUGGUUAAGGACUGCGUUCAGUUUUUUAUUUGUUGUUGUUGUUUUCGCGGUUCAGUGUUUUUAAACUUUGGUUCAGUUUUUAGUCACAGCAUGGAAAUCAAUCGGCAUCUAACUUCUUCUUAUAAUAUCGAAUACAUUAUCCAAACGGAAGGUGAAGGGAAUUGGCGAAUUUCAAUGCCAGAGGAUGAUCAAAACCCAAAUUCUCUAAACUAAUAUACGGUAAAAUAUAUAGCAUCCAGAAAGAAGAAUUACUAAUCACAUCUUGAACGUCUAUUGCCCAGGUGAGAGACAUCUACGGUGGCGCGUACGAUACAUUGAAACUACCAGGAGAUCUAACAGCGAGCAGCUUUGGAAAAACGGUGCGAUCUCCGCGGGAUGAACACCACGGUUUGUAUUAACUUAUUUUUACUUCUUACAGGGGUAGAAUUAAAAGUUCGCGCGUUAAGGACGUCGUUUCCUUACAGGACUCUUACAACAGAGAUAAAGCUUGUUUAAUUAUGGUUUCUUUUUCCCUUUUAGCUGGACAGUUCGCCGAAGCAGACAUUGCUAAGAGUCUUUUACAUAUGAUCAGUAACGACAUAGGCCAGGUAAGGUGAAGUACAAGUCUUAAUGUGCAUGUGGAAAGGUACUCAGGCAGCUUACAUUCUGUCAGAGCCGGUCGGCAAUACAAGGCCUGUUGUAGAGAGAACAGGAAGCUUAAGCAAUCACGAUGACAGCGACAAGAACGUCAACUUUGAACGUUGACUUUGCUAAAUACAGUGAUAUAUCAACAGUACGAGGGGAUAGCGCUCGGAAAGGAUCAACAGCGACUUCCGGUGCCCAAUUUCCCGCGCUGUCAUUGGUCAAGCCAACAGAUUUUCCUUUCUAGAGGUUUAUAGUUUUAUAGCUAGAGCCCCCCUCCCCCCCGCCCCCCGAGAGCUUGAUCGCAGGUUUAUACUUUUGUUUUGUCCAAUUUUAGAUUGCCUCGCUUUAUGCCAAGCUGAAUGGCUUAAAGAAAAUCUACUUUAGUGGUUAUUUCAUCCGCGGUAAUCCAGUCACGAUGCAUACUAUCUCCUACGGCAUCAACUACUGGUCCAAGGUAAGCAUGCUUUAGUUUUCUUUGGGAGUGAAACGUUUAUCAAAUAUCUGUCAAAGAGUUGUAGGAGACAGUGCCAUUAACUUUGCUGGUUUCUUUUAUUUUGAAAAUAGUUCUUUGUGCCCAAAACACCUUUUUAAGUAGUAAAGUGGUGUGGGAAUUAUCCGUUUUUUGUGUUGGCGUUUCACUGGUACUGAUGUAUACAUGGGGAAUUUUUCAGGGAACUCAACAGCCUUUAUUUCUGAGACACGAAGGUUAUCUUGGUGCUAUUGGAGCGUUCUUAAAAGGAGCUGAUGAAGACGGUACGUUUAAGUCCCUUUUUGUACAUCAUCAUGUGUUUCAAAAACUCAUCAAAAUAAUAAGAAGGAUAUAAAAUUAGCCUAUCAAAUUGGAAAACACACACCACAGGGGAAUUGUCACUUGCCCUAAGAGCACAUUUUUCAUUUUUCAUCUUUUAUUCAUUAUUAUUUUCGAUUUAAGAAUACCGUGUGUGAAUUACCUUCUUCCUUUCACGAACACCCUCAGUGCGAUAGGCACUUUUUGGUGUUUCUUGCUGACACGAUUGUUGUCCAGUUUUAUGUAUAUUCCAUCCUUCCCCGCAGCGCCCGCGCUGAAAAUCGUUGCUCAUUGGUUCAUGGCAGGAGCUCUUAACCCGGAACUCCCAUACUGAGCCUAUGUCAUGGCGUUUUUACGGACCAGUUUAUUUUUAGAUACAUUUUAGGGUACUUUUUCUCGCGAAAAUAGAAUCUGCACCAUGUCUAUGAGCGCAUUUGAAGUAUAAGAUAUCAAAAAGGAAAAAUAAAAAUAUAUACCAUUUUUAGGUCUGUAGGUUUUGCUAACUGGCUUGUGGAAUUUAAAAGAUACUCAAAAUUCGCGCAAAACCAUUCUAAAAGUAAACUUGGAAGUUGCUCACUCCGGGUUAUUGCCUCCUUUUCGUGGCCAUCAUCACUAAUCUGUGUAACCUUAAUUAUUCAACAUUUACAGUUGACUUUUCUGUAAGCAAACUUAACGGUUUGACAUGGAGAGAGAACUAUGCAGGAAGUUCUGGUCUGUCAGCUGCAAAACGGCCUGCUGAUUUGAUGAGUGCAAGGAAUGCUGAUUCUGUUAGGGUAAGCUGUAUUGGUUUGAGACUUUUGAGUAUAUCGUCAACUUCAUUAAGAUAUCCAGUGUUUUAGACUCGACAGAUCACGAAAUAAGAGUUUACUGAAAGGUAGUCUCCUUCGCAGCCGCUUGAACCGUAGUCACGCAAUGCUCCUCGCUCCAACGCGUGGGGGCGGGGAGCAUUGCGUGACUCCUACCCUAGCGGCGGCAAAGUCACGCAAUGCUCCCCGGUUACAAAACCUGUGGUUGUAGACUUUUUCAUUUUUCCAAAAAUCCUUAGGUUUUUGGAUUAUUUUAACUUAGAAAAUUAGAUCUUAAAGCUUAGCUCUAUUUUAUCAUUUUAAAAAAGACAAAAUAAAAUCAGAGUUUUCUUCAUAAAUUAGGCUGAUUUAGCGACAGAACGGGAACCCCAGUUGACGACGGCGCGUGUAAAUCAAACUACAGGCUUGACCAAUGGCAGAGCGGCAAAUUGAGCACCGGAAGUCGUGUUUAGUCCUUUCUGCGCGCUUUCUCUUCGUCAACUGACGUUCCCGUCUUGUUGCUAAAUCAGCCAAUUGUCAAAGCUAAGGUGAAUCGGCUACCAUGAAAAGAUUCAAAACCUGACGUUUCGAGCUUUUCUAUCUCAUCACAGUGGCAAAAUUACGUUAUCAACUCAGUCAUAACUGAGCUAAAUUAUUCAGUUUUAAGGGCUGUCUAUGAAAGGCAUUCCUGUGGUUUAAUUCAUUCAUUUAUUCAUGUAUUUCAGUGUGACGUUUUAGAGAUGGAUCAAUUUACUCACACGCUCGUUCCAUUCCCUCUCCUCGCUUCCCCCGGAGACUACUUCCCUGACACCCAGGACCUCACGGUUGAUACUGAGGCGAGAGAAUAUUGGUUACAAUGCUUCGAAGACGCGUUGGACAAAGUAAGGUUGAUUGUUUUAAAAUCUCUUGGGCUUUAUUUUAGUGUUCUCGAUUUCUGCCUUAUUGAAGCAAACUUCGGGCAGACUUUCGGAUUGGAAUGCAUCAUUUAAACGUUGAGUUCACCGAUUAAUUGACCACUGUUCAAACGGGGGGUCAAGUUAACUUUUACUUCUGGGAACUUCUGGCACUGUUAGUAGUGGGGGGAAACAAGUGGCCAAUAGCUGACCGGCGCGUCCCCAGUACCAACCCUCAAACAAUUGCGGGACAUAUUUCGGCUCCGGUCUUCUUGUCGUUUCUAAAGUAGCGAAUGUAGCGAAUAUUAAAAGACUGUAAACAAAUCUAUGGUGUUCGUUUUUAGCGCAAGUUCAACGAAUUCAGUGUUAUGCUCACUUCUAUUUAAUGCCUUUAGGUUGUCGAGCGAGCAAUAGCCUGCCAACCUGAGUCCACGGAUGCCAAAGAAAGAGCAGAAAAGUUUCGCAAGAAAUUUUGUCUUCGUCUGAAUGUUCUCAAGCAACAGCCUGCGUGAGUUUCUUAUAAAAUUCAUUCUUUUGCCUCUGCUCCUAAUGUUCCUAAUUUAAUCGGCAUUUGCCACUCUAAAAACAAGAAGAGGACUGGCGGUGAAUGUCCCGCAAUGGUUCCUGGGAUCGUUACUGGUGACGUGUCGGUCAGCUAUUGGCCAAUUUUUCCCCGUCCCUUGUAACAGUCCCAGAAGUCUUAACGAAUGUAAACUCGUCCCAGUUUCUUUCUCGUUUCUAAAGUGGCGAAUUGCUCAGCUAAUGUGGCGAGUUGUUUCCUUUUCUUUUCGUCACAGGGCUUACGGAACAUUGAAUGUACGCAGUUUGUUAGACGUCAGAGAACAGUACCUCAACGAGUUUAGCUUUCCUGAUCCUUACGCAGAGGUAAUGACUCAAGCGGAUUCAUCGAUUAUGAACUUUCAUCUCAGGCUAAGUUGAUCUGACGCCUUUUCAAUACGCAUCGUUUUAUCGCUCAGUGGUGACCCACCACAGAGCGGCAAACAAGCCAUUUUAGACAUGUGCGAUUUAGUUUUGAAUAAUCGUUCCCCGUCUUUUAUUGUUAAUCCAGUUUCCUUUGCCGUUUUUCCGUCAGGUAAAACAACAAGAAAACGAGGCUGCCCUUCUUCUCUUGUCCAAACGACUUGAAGAAUUAGACACGUUGCCAUGGGAACUGCGGCAGCGUGCUUUGGUAAAAGGAGUAAUAGCAGGAAACUUUUUCGACUGGGGUGCAAAGGAAGUCGCUAAGUAACUAAACCUUCAAGAUGUUAUAACUUAAUGCGAUAUUCUGAAACGAAGACAAAAUUUCAAAACAUAUUACAAACAACUGCAUCUGUAAAAACACACAUUAAUUUUACUGCUCCACUCAUAAAGAAAUUUAAAGCUUAAAUUCCUUCGAGUAUUCCUCAUUCUAAGCCCUUUUUCUCGCCUUUUUACCCACUGCCUGUUUUUCACUUCAGUUUCCGGUCAUUUUAAAAACAAACCAUCCACCUUCAUACACAAACCGUCCCCUGGCCCUUGCUUUUUAAAAUCAAACCUUUUUUCGCCUUUUUCAAGGAACGUCUAAAAUGCUUUUAUCCGAACAACUUUUUUCUUCUUUAGACUCAUGGAAGAAGGUCAUUUUGACUUUGGCUCAGCAAUGAAGAAGUUGCAAGGUAAUAUAACGCGAUUAUACCCAGUAUUUUUUGACAGUACCUUCUCCAGAACUCUAUAUACUCAAAUAUGUUUCUGCUAAACAUUUAAAUUUGCAUUUAGCCCGGCCGUGGUUGAAAGAUGACCUGCAUGCGUGGAUUGAGCGAUUAAAGGUCAGUCUUCUUUUAAAUAGCUCAGUCGCGUGUCCCUUAUGGCAACGUAAUUGUAUUGUAUUAUUCACUGACGAACGCAUCUGCAGUUUUAGUAGUCUACUCGACUUUUUUAUUGCAGGGACCUCCUCAUAAAUUGGCUGUCGUAUUUGUGGACAACAGCGGCGUGGAUAUUAUAUUAGGAAUGUUUCCUUUUAUCAGAGAACUCCUUUCACGUGGAACAAAGGUAUAGUAGCUAUUUGAAGCUGUCCUAUAGCUAAAAGCCAGCGGAAAAUAAGAAGCCUUCGUUUCGUAAGGUUGGGAAAUAUCGUGCACUUGCGGGGAGAGACUGAACUGGGGGCCAAACGAGAUUGAGCGGUUUUUUAAUCUGCUGAACAAUGCCACCGAAAGCAAGGAAAAGAAAAAUAGAACCUCUUUCUCAGGAAUGGAAAUAAAGCUUUAUUACUAAGUUGCUUGCAAACUAGCAAGCUUUAUUGGCAGGUUUUUGGAGGCUUGUUGACGUGUUUGUUACUCUUUUUUCUUGUCAUGCCCUUACAAAACAUUUUAUAUAAGAUUUGCGUGAUGCGUGACUAUUUUGCGUGACAUUUUCAGGUAGUUAUGGCUGCCAACUCAUACCCAGCCCUUAAUGAUGUUAUGUUCAGUGAACUUGUAAUUCUAACCGAGAGUGUAGCAGAUUUAUGCCCCGAAAUAAGGUAUGCUUGGCUAUUGUUUUCUGUGAUUGACAAGUGAGAAACAGAUACUGACUCUGGUAUUGAUCUAUCAUCAUCACCAUCAUCGUCAUUUCAUCAUUAUCGUCGUCACUCUCAACACCAUCAACGCCGUCAUCCUCUCAUCAUCUUCCACUGCACUUUAUUUGAGUAUCAAUGCCUAAAGUGAGAAUGAACUGACUGAAUGAACUAUAUUUUUACGUCUCCUACUAAAGACUCGACCGUCAUUUUACGUGAUCAUUCGAGACACGCGAAGGUCUAGCUGUGAGCAAGGCAAAAAGCAAAUAAUACUCUGGGUACUGUUCCCGUUCCAAGGAUCAAACCCACCACCUCCCGCUCUGCAGACAAAUCCUCUAACGACUUAGCUAGUCCUGCCGCGGUCUAUAUAUUUAUCGUACGACUAUCAAAUUAGGGAAAUCAUUGUAGAGAUAAAAAACAGGAAGUAUUUCCAACAGAAUUACUUUAAGUAUAGUCAUAUGCAUAUAUAGACUAAUUUCUACUGUUUGGUUUCGUUGUGUCGCUAACUACUAGAGCCCUGUUACCCACUUGCUAAAAUGUUACUAUAAAUGUUUACCUGUCCUAGGGCUGCAUAUAAGGAAGGACGCUUAGUUCCCAUGGAGUCAGGAAUCGGAUCCCCCUGUUUAGACUGCAGGUAUGUCGAUGUCUUUUUAACAAGUCUUCUACUCAUCGCAAGACCGAAUACAUCUUCUUCUAAACAUACCACCUGA